Brassica oleracea var. oleracea is the source of this 797-nucleotide messenger RNA. Its product is annotated as glutaredoxin-C6-like. Bases 115 to 549 code for a protein of 144 amino acids. The record is from RefSeq and is a predicted model, not a curated record. NCBI's taxonomy places the organism in Eukaryota, Viridiplantae, Streptophyta, Magnoliopsida, Brassicales, Brassicaceae. The transcript has a single exon.
UGAUUUUUUUUUAAAUUUUAGUCUCUUUUGAUCCUCUCUAUAUAUACAAAUACAAAAUCACCACUUUCUACUAAAAUAGCUCUCUACGUUUCUUUUCUCUCUCUGAUUGCAACUAUGAUGCAAGAAUUGGGCUUAGAACGUUUCUCCAACGAUGUCUUUCCCUUAGACCUCACUCCUCCUUCUCAAACCUCAUCUACUUCUCUUUCCAUCGACGAAGAGGAAUCUUCGGAGGCCAAGAUCCGGCGGCUGAUAUCGGAGCAUCCAGUGAUCAUCUUCAGCAGAUCUUCUUGUUGCAUGUGCCACGUCAUGAAAAGCCUCCUUUCAACAAUCGGAGUCGUCCCCACCGUCAUCGAGCUUGAUGACCACGAGGUUUCCUCUCUCCCCAUGGCUCUUGAAGAAGAAUAUUCCGGCGGCCGCUCCGUCGUUGUUCCUCCGCCGGCGGUUUUCAUUGGCCGUGAGUAUGUCGGUGGUCUUGAGUCCCUUGUUGCUCUUCAUCUAAGUAGUCACUUGGUCCCUAAGCUUGUCCAAGUUGGAGCUCUUUGGUUAUGACUUGCUUUUUAAUAGUAUCAAAAAGCAGAAACUUAGGGUUUUUUUCUGAUUAUUAUCCGAUGAUCAGAACCAAACACCCAUGUAUAAAAUGAAUUAUGAGAAAUAAUAAUUAAAGAUGUGUAAGUAGUGAAUUUUAUGUAAUUUUGCUUUCUCAUUUUCUCUAUCACUUGCUAAAGUAUAUACAUAAAUCAUCAAACUUAUUUAUGAAUCAUCGGACAGGUUAGGACUAAUAAAAUAUAAUCUAGUUG